AUGCUGACAACAGCAGCGUCGUUCCCUGUCCGGAAUGGAAAAGGUUAUGGAGCGCAGCGGGAGUUCUAUCGUGACCGUAUCGGGUCCGUUCACGGCAUCGCCAGUCCCAACAUCCACGCCAGUGUCCGUGCUGCAGCUAUCGCAGCACGUCGAGUACGGCAGUUCCGUCAAAAGCAUGCUCCUACGCUCCAUACAGUUCUAGAUGUAGACAAUGAAACUCAGAUCCGAGAAGCCAGCCCCGUGCAGGAGCAAACCGGAAACCCAGUCAAACGCAAGAUGAAGCUGCAUUUAUCUCUCGAUAAACUAGAGAAACCCGAGCUACCUAUGAUGAUUCUGCACGAAGAACCUAUAACCUUUGAUGACCCUCCGUUAGUGGUCUCAAACGGAUCGGAUUUUGGGCAAGCGCAGCCUUCUGGUCGUUCUCGUCGCGCCUCGAGCAUCACACUCAGUAUGAAUUCUCCUGAAGCUGCGGAGUUUAACGAAGUGGCUCACGACGGACCUGAAGAAUUAGGGAAACGUACGAAACGCGUCAAGAAGCUGGGCAAAGGAGCAGGUGGCACGGUCUUCCUUUCCCUCUACUUACCAACGUUGAAGCUGGUCGCUGUAAAAGAAGUGGUGGUCUACCAGGAAGAAGACCGUCACAUGGUCAAACGCGAACUCCACACACUUCACGACAACCUCGCAGCUAUCGACGUUAAUGUCCCGAAGACGGGCCAUUCCGAUGCGCUGAAACACCACUUUCUCGCAGGAUUGCGUCCUCGCAGUGUGCUGUGUCCAUAUCUAGUCACGUUUUACGGGGCAUUUCUGAAACCAGCUAAAUGUGCCGUCUCGGUCGUCAUGGAAUUCAUGGAUAUGGGCAGUGUACAGGACCUUAUGGAUGCAAAUGUCACCGUAUCGGAAGAAGUUCUACGACACGCUGCGUUCUGCUGCAUCACAGCACUGGAUCACAUGCACUGUCAAAGAACGGUUCAUCGAGAUAUCAAACCCGCGAACAUCCUGAUGAAUCAUAACGGGGAAUUCAAGGUCGCUGACUUCGGUCUAGCAGGCACUUUGGCUAAAUCCAACUCGUUCUUCUCAGACUUCUCCGGAACGAUGAUGUACAUGGCUCCUGAGCGUAUAUCUGGCGCUCACUACACUUUUGUCAGCGAUGUCUGGUCUUUAGGCAUCACGCUGCUCUCUCUUGCAACUGGAGGCUACCCGUUCACUGUGGACGACGGGUUUUUCGGUCUAGAAGAGGCGAUUUGCCACGACUCGCUGCCUCCGAUGCCCAAUCGGUUCUCUCCAGUGUGUCGAGACUUCAUCAAGCGGAUGUUAAACCGUGAUUGUGAACGUCGAGUAACCUCCGAAGAAGCUCUUACUCAUCCGUUUAUCAGUGGAUACGCGAACACUGCUGCGUUCCGAAAUUUCCCGAAAACGUGGCAAAAUUUGGGGUUGAAGCGCGCAAUUGACGCUGAAGAUACUCGAGCAAUCGUCAAUCUAGCAGUCGAGUAUUCGUAUCGAUACCCGGACAUGGUGACACUUCCCCCGAAGGUCACAGGGCUCGAACCUGCGGCAGAAAUCCCGACUACGCAAGACAAAAACGCGUUUUUCCACCGCUUUGCGAAACAUUUGAACACAAAACCCGAAAUUUCGAAUUCAUUCGAGCGCCUUGCAGAGACCUGUAGUGUAUCUAUCGAGUAUCUUCAGGAAUUAUUUCACGAGGUACGUAAGUUUUCUAGGUUGAAAAUUUACAAUACAAACAUCUCACAAUUGUCGUGUAGGCUCUGA
Messenger RNA from Phytophthora infestans T30-4, 1767 nucleotides. Its product is annotated as mitogen-activated protein kinase kinase, putative. The record is from RefSeq and is a predicted model, not a curated record. Bases 1 to 1767 code for a protein of 588 amino acids. Gene Ontology annotation, molecular function: ATP binding; MAP kinase kinase activity. The transcript is spliced from 3 exons. NCBI's taxonomy places the organism in Eukaryota, Oomycota, Peronosporomycetes, Peronosporales, Peronosporaceae. Gene Ontology annotation, biological process: MAPK cascade; protein phosphorylation.